AUGGAAAAGCGCAGCAAUAAGAGAAAAUUGGAUUAAAUCUCAAACUAAGAAGAAGAGAAGGGGACAGUCCCAGUAAAGCAAGAAAACAGUAAAAAAGUUAAGAAAAAUCCAGAGGAAUCUUAAUAAACUCCCAAAACUGAGGAACCCUCUAAUAAUAAAAUGUAAAGAAUUAUAUUGUGGUUCCGUAAUGAUCUGAGGCUGCAUGAUAAUGCAAUCUUGAACUAUGCAGUCACUAAGGUGGCUAAGAAUAAACAAAUCAUUCCUGUCUUUUGCUUCGAUCCUAGAUUUUAUGGCCGCAAAGUCCAGAAAUAUGAUACUCUCAAGACUGGAUUAGUGCGAUAGAGAUUUAUGAUCGAGACAGUAUAGAAUUUUAGGGAGCGAUUAGAGAAAGUUGGCAGUAAACUUCUUGUUAGCAUGGAUAAGCCAGAAAUAUUCCUCCCCACUCUUAUUGAUAAAUCUUGUGAUAACACUAUUGUCUAUCAAGAUGAGAUUUGCAGCGAGGAGCUCACAGUUGAAAAACUCGUCAAGGAAAAAUGCAAGAAAGCUGAGAUCAAAAGCUUUUGGGGAUCAUCAUGCUACCACCUUGACGAUUUAGGUUUCCAUCCAAACGACCUUCCUCAUAUCUAUGGAAAAUUCAGAGAAAAGACAGAGGGAGUGAAGGUUAGGCCUCUAUUCGGGUAACCAAAGCAAGAUCAGCUUCCAUUCAUUGAAAAACCUUCCAAAGAUAUCCUAGAAGCAGCAGAAUUUAUGCCAACUCUAAAGGAUUUCGGCUUCUCAAAAGAGGAAGUUGAAAAGCCUAGAGAUAAAAGAGCUUGCUAUGAGUUUAUAGGAGGUGAAGAGCAGGCUACUAAGAGGUUAACUGAAUACAUCUUUGAGACUAAAUCUGUUGGCAAUUACGCUUUAGUCCGUAACAACCUCAUCGGUGCCAAUUAUUCUUCAAAAUUAAGUCCAUGGCUUGCUUGUGGCGCACUUUCUCCAAGAUACAUUUAUUUCUAGGUGAAGGAGUUUGAGAAAAAACACAGAACCAAUGAAUCAACUAAGGUAUUCUUGGAUGAGUUGUUUUGGAGAGAUUUUUACAGGUUUUGGUGCAUGAAAUAUGGCAGCAAGGUAUUUUCUAGUUAUGGAAUAUAUAACAGGGAGUAUUAUGACUGGACUACUGAUAAAGAGACAGUUAAAAAGUGGAAAGAAGGCAAUACUGGAAUGCCAAUAAUCGAUGCAUUGAUGAGAGAAAUGAAUGUUACUGGGUUUAUGCCAAAUAGAGGAAGAAUGAUCGUGGCUUGCUAUCUAACAAUGGAUUUAAAGCAAGAUUGGCGUGAAGGGGCCUAUCAUUUUGAAGAAAAGUUAAUUGAUCAUGAUGUUCAAAGCAACUAUGGCGGCUGGAAUUUCUCAGCUGGUAUAGGCCCAGGUAGAGUUCUUGUGUUUAACUCAGUUAAGCAAUCAAAAGAUCAUGACAAGAACGGUGACUAUAUUAAGAUGUGGGUACCAGAGCUUAAAAAGGUCCCAGUUGAAUAUAUUCAUGAGCCCUGGACAAUGCCAAAGGAUUUGCAGAAGGGUUGCAAGACAGUAAUUGGAGAGGACUAUCCCUAUCCAAUCAAUUGCAGCAAAUACACAAACAAAGUAGCACAUACAAUCGAAAAGUAAGCUAAGAAAUCAAAAAGGGCUGAAGAAAAACUUAAGUAGACUAAAUUGACUAAAUGA
Messenger RNA from Stylonychia lemnae, 1698 nucleotides. The record is from the annotation of a GenBank genome assembly. NCBI's taxonomy places the organism in Eukaryota, Ciliophora, Spirotrichea, Sporadotrichida, Oxytrichidae.